CCUUUUCUUGUUCUUGUUCUGUGUCAGACGUGGCUGAAGAACUACGGCUACCUGCUGCCUAACGACCUCCGCACCUCCGACCUGCGGCAGGAGAAGGCCAUGCAGUCGGCCGUGGCCGCCAUGCAGCGCUUCUACGGCAUACCGGUGACGGGCGUCCUGGACGAGACCACCAUAGAGUGGAUGAGGAGGCCUCGCUGUGGCGUCCCCGACCACCCUCAUAGCAGCCGGCGGCAGAGGAACAAACGCUACGCCCUGACGGGGCAGAAGUGGAGGGACAAGAAGAUCUCCUACAGCAUAUCGAACUUCACCCCCAAGGUGGGAGAGAAGGACACCCAGCGAGCCAUCCGGCAGGCCUUUCACCGUGUGGCAGGCGGUGACCCCGCUCUCCUUCCAG
Gasterosteus aculeatus aculeatus (three-spined stickleback) is the source of this 394-nucleotide messenger RNA. Lineage: Eukaryota; Metazoa; Chordata; Actinopteri; Perciformes; Gasterosteidae. The record is from RefSeq and is a predicted model, not a curated record.